UUUGAGACUAUAUCAACUGUUUAUGGGUAGCUGAGUUGGUUGCGGGGUGAUUUAUUCUAUCAUCCGCUUUCCCCGCCCCAUACACCCCAGACGGCAGUCAAAUCUCCUCUCAUCACUCAGACAUGGAGGCAGAAUACCUCCGGCUCGCGGGCACCAUCCGCACCAAAGCAAGUGUUCACAAUAAACCGCGACUCCUGGUCGCCGUGGCCGGAAUCCCAGGGUCAGGCAAGACGACGACGGCGUCUGCCGUAGCCCAGCGACUCAACGCGGGCCCGUCCCCCAUUCGCACAGUGCUCGUCCCUAUGGACGGCUUCCACCUACCACGGUCCACACUCGACCAACUCCCCAACCGGGAAGAGGCAUACAUCCGGCGCGGUGCGCCCUGGACCUUCGAUGCCACACGCUUCCUUGCAUUCGUCCAUCAACUACGGCAAUGGGCGGAUCAGGCCCACACAUCUACUGACAACUCCCCCACACUCUACGCACCGUCAUUCGACCACGAGUCCAAAGAUCCCGUCGAGAACGGCAUCGCCAUCACAGACGACACCACGAUCCUCAUCCUUGAAGGAAACUACGUGCUCCUGGACGAGCCGCAGUGGCGCGAGGUCGCGCCCCUAAUGGACCUGCGCGUCUUCGUGGACGCAGACCCCAGCGAGGCAAGGGACCGCAUCGCCCGACGCCACGUCCAGGUAGGUAUUGAAGGGACCUUAGCCGACGCGUACCGUCGCGCCGACAGCAACGACUGUCUGAAUGCGCGGACUAUCCGAGGGAAGCUGAUUCCGCCGGAUAUUGUGGUGCAGAGUGCGGCGGAGCCGAUAUAGAUAUACUAGCUCGAAUCAAUUGAUUUACAUAUCGCUAUCAUCCCACACCACACCUCCCGUCCUCGACUCACUCUUUAAUCUGCUGCUUGUGAAAGACGCCCGGAAUCUCAGGCAUCCAGCUGGCCCUCGACCGACAAAAGAACUCUCCUUUGGGCGGCAACGCCUCGGGGUCAUCCAACGAGCCGACACAGAUAUACCGGAACUUGUC
Messenger RNA from Aspergillus campestris IBT 28561, 1029 nucleotides. Its product is annotated as phosphoribulokinase/uridine kinase family protein. The record is from RefSeq and is a predicted model, not a curated record. Lineage: Eukaryota; Fungi; Ascomycota; Eurotiomycetes; Eurotiales; Aspergillaceae. Gene Ontology annotation, molecular function: ATP binding; kinase activity. Bases 123 to 821 code for a protein of 232 amino acids. The transcript has 2 exons. Gene Ontology annotation, cellular component: cytoplasm.